CUGUACACGUCAGCUUGACAGUCGAAAUCGUUUUCAGCGAAAAUAACAACAAAUCAUUUUUCUUGUGCAGCUUCUAUUUACACUCAAAGUGAAUCACAAAAGGUCGAAAUUUUCUAUUUUUUCAGCCAUAUUAUCAGUACGCAACAAUGGGAAACAAACAAGUGAAGCAACAUUUUGAGACUGCGAAGAAAACGGGUGUGCUGAAGAUAUCUCUACUGCGACUGGACGAGUUUCCUUCCGCGCUGAAAACAUUCCCGAACGUGUUGAAAACAUUGGACAUUUCGGAAAAUCGAUUCGCAAUAUUGCCGGAGGAUAUCGCAAAAUUUACUCUCCUCAAGCAUCUGAACGCUAGCGGAAACAAAAUAGCGGAAGUUCCCGAGUGUAUAGGCGUGCUGGUGAAACUGGAAACUCUCAACAUGAUGAACAACCUGCUCACGUCCGUCCCGAGGAGCCUGUCGAGCUGCACCCAUCUGAAGCAAGUAAUCCUCAGCAACAAUCAGAUCAGCACAUUUCCGGUCGUAUUCUGCGAGCUGAAGCAGCUGGACCUGCUGGAUCUAUCAAGGAACAAGAUAACGGAAGUACCGCCAGAUGUAAAGUCGCUGCAGGUGACCGAGCUGAACUUGAACCAAAAUCAAAUCACCAUCGUCGCCGAAGAGAUAGCCGAUUGUGCUAAGCUAAAGACGCUACGGCUGGAGGAGAACUGUCUGCAAAUAUCAGCCAUACACCCGAGGAUUCUGAUUGAAUCGAAAGUUUGUAACCUUUGCGUGGACGGUAAUCUUUUCAACUCGAAACAGUUUAACGAGCUGCAAGGAUACGACGCAUACAUGGAACGGUACACGGCGGUCCGGAAAAAGAUUUCAUAAGGUGCUCACGUCGCAGAACAACGAUGAUUAUUAACCCGACCAGGCAGGAGAGCAACGAUUGGACGUAACUUAUAGGACCAUCGUUCGACAUGAAACAGUUUUGCUAUCUGUGUCCCGCAUCACCCAUCACCAUCUUUUUAUCGAAAUGUAAUAAUGCAACGAUCAUGUUCUUGUACACACACACACCACUGUUUGUUAAUAGAUCUAUUUAGUCUGUAAGACGUGGCUAGCAAAAUUGCGCUGAUUUGCUGAUGUAAAAGAACAGUCUGUUAUCAUUUGCGUUGUUUUCAAAUAAAUUGUAUGUUUGUAAUGUAUCGAAAUCUACCAUCAAACCAA
Anopheles stephensi (Asian malaria mosquito) is the source of this 1199-nucleotide messenger RNA. Its product is annotated as leucine-rich repeat-containing protein 57. Gene Ontology annotation, molecular function: protein binding. The transcript has a single exon. The record is from RefSeq and is a predicted model, not a curated record. NCBI's taxonomy places the organism in Eukaryota, Metazoa, Arthropoda, Insecta, Diptera, Culicidae. Bases 147 to 863 code for a protein of 238 amino acids.